UCCAAAAUGUCUUCAAACAACGAGUCGCACACUGGUCCUGGUGGUUCCGAAGCCAUCAACACUGAGAUCAUCACCCUUACCAGAUUCCUCACUGAGGAGCAGACGAAACACAAGGAGGCCACUGGUGACUUCACCCUUCUCUGCCACUCGCUGCAAUUCGCAUUCAAAUCCAUUGCUUACUACAUUCGCCGUGCCUCGUUGAUCAACCUUUCGGGUCUUGCUGGCUCAGCAAACUCGACCGGCGACGACCAGAAGAAGCUCGAUGUCAUUGGCAACGACAUUUUCAUCUCUGCCAUGAGAUCAUCAGGUCGCGUGCGCAUCUUGGUGUCCGAGGAGGAGGAUGAGCCCAUCAUCUUUGACGAACACCCCAACGCCCGCUACGCCGUCGCUUGCGACCCCAUCGAUGGUUCUUCCAACUUGGACGCUGGUGUGUCAGUCGGAACUAUCUUUGGUAUUUACAAGCUCGCACCAGGCGCCAAGGGCACCAAGGAGGACCUCCUCCGUCCCGGUACCGACAUGGUCGCUGCUGGUUUCACCAUGUACGGUGCCUCUGCACAGCUCGUCAUGACAAUGAAGGAUGGCCCAGUCAACGGCUUCACCAUGGAUAGUGCCCUUGGUGAAUUCAUUCUGACCCACCCCAACAUGAAGAUGCCUACCAAGCGUGCAAUCUACUCGGUCAACGAGGGUAACUCGCUGUGGUGGGAGGAGCCUGUCAAGGAGUGGUGCAAUUCAAUGAAGGUGCCCGAGAAGGAGGGCGGCAAGCCUUACAGCGCAAGAUACAUUGGUAGCAUGGUUGCCGAUGCCUACAGAACUCUUUUGUACGGUGGUAUCUUCGCCUACCCGGCCGAUAAGAAGUCGCCCAAGGGCAAGCUGCGUAUCCUGUACGAGUGUGCCCCUAUGGCCAUGGUCUUUGAGCAAGCAGUCAACAGCAAGAUGGACCGUAUGAUCGAGAUCGUCCCCGAGUCAAUCCACGACAAGUCUGGUAUCUUCAUGGGCUCGUAUGACGAGGUGCAAAAGGUCAUCGACAUCCACAACAAGCACAAGAAAUAA
Molecule: messenger RNA, 1050 nt
Organism: Aureobasidium musti
Lineage: Eukaryota; Fungi; Ascomycota; Dothideomycetes; Dothideales; Saccotheciaceae
Source: the annotation of a GenBank genome assembly